AUGGAGAGCUCCAUUCAACGCAGUCUUAAUGACAAGCUCUACGAUCGAAGGAAGCUCGGUGCGCUUGAGCUGGAAAAAACAGUUCGGGAAUGUGUUGUCCACGACGACCACGAGAAAGUCCGCCUGAUUAUUGACCAGCUUUGUCACGACUUCGCGUAUGCCGUGCAUCAGCCCCAUGCUCGCAAUGGUGGACUGAUUGGUCUCGCUGCAGCGUCUAUCGCUCUUGGGACGGAGGUCGCUCGGUAUCUGGGUGAAAUCGUUCCACCAGUUCUCGCCUGCUUUGCCGACCAGGAUGCACGGGUUAGAUAUUACGCUUGUGAGAGCAUGUAUAACAUCGCAAAAGUAGCCAAGGGGGAAAUAUUACCAUUUUUCAAUGAUGUGUUUGACGCAUUGUCCAAGCUAGCAGCGGAUUCCGAGCUCUCGGUCAAGAACGGGGCGGAAUUAUUGGAUCGGCUUGUCAAGGAUAUCGUGGCUGAAUCCGCCGCCACCUACGUUUCUAUCCUGCAGUCACCAGAACAAAGUAUCACAGAUGCACAAUCGGAUGAAAAUUCCCCGACCUAUGCUUCGGAUGCUGCGUUUCCCACCGCAUUCUCUUUGCCCAAUUUUAUACCCCUUCUCACCGAGAGAAUACAUGUCGUAAAUCCCUUUACUCGCAUAUUUCUUGUAUCCUGGAUCACAUUGUUGGAUUCAAUACCUGACCUAGAACUUGUAACAUACCUUCCAGAAUUUCUCGAGGGAUUAUUCAAGUUUCUUAGCAACCCUGUUGGUGAUGUUCACACAGCGACCCAACAAGCGUUGGAAGGGUUCUUGACAGAAAUCAAGAAAAUCGCUAGGAUCAAGCGUGGUAUCGAAGAAUCUAGGAAAAGCCGGACGGGCAGGAUGUCACAGUCAAGGACACGCAGUAACAGCGAUAGUGGUGAUACGGAAGAAGGAAUAAGACUAUGUGAAAAGCUAAGCUUAGAUGAGAACGGGGAAGGAGCCCCCCCUCCGGAGGAAAAGGGACUUAGUGCGGAUGGAUCGUGGAUACCUGGACAAGACGUUAUCGUUGACCACCAAAAGAUUCUAGAGAUAUUGAUUCCAUUCCUUGACGCGUCAGAGGAAUCGAUCCAACUCACAGCUCUAAGAUGGGUCGAAAGUUUCUUUGAUAUAUGUCCCGAGGAUCUUUUGCUCUUUGUCCCCCGGCUGCUAUCCCACGUUCUCCCCGCGAUUGCACAUGAAGGGGAGACUGUACGGAAUGCAGCUAUGAAGGUCAAUACCUCAUUAUCGAGCCUGAUAAUGUCACUAUCCGAUGAUCUUGACUACUCGGCUACUGUGAAUGCUCUGACUUUACAGUUUUUGCACGAACAUGAGCAGACCCGGGUGGCGGCAUUGGAAUGGUUAUUGAUGCUGCACAGGAAAGCCCCUCGCAAGAUGUUGGCAAUCAACGACGGAACGUUUCCCGCACUUCUCAAGACCCUCUCGGAUCCUAGCGAUCAAGUUGUGACCAGGGACCUGCAACUACUUUCUCAAAUUUCCCAUAAUAGUGAAGACAACUACUUUACUUCCUUUAUGGUCAAUCUCCUAUCGCUGUUUAGCACAGAUCGGCGACUAUUAGAGACAAAAGGAAAUUUAAUUAUCAGGCACCUAUGUGUUAAUCUUAAUCCGGAGCGGAUAUACAGAACGCUGGCAGACAUCUUGGAGAAGGAUGAAGAUGUUGAAUUUGCAAGUAUCAUGAUCCAGAACCUGAACAACAACUUAAUGACAGCCCCUGAGCUUGCCGACUUGAGGAAGCGGUUGAGGAGUUUGGAUACUAAGGAUGGUCAGACUUUCUUUGUCAGUCUGUUCAGAUCCUGGUGCCACAACGCUGUCGCAACUUUUUCGUUGUGUCUAAUGGCCCAGGCAUACGAACAAGCAUCCAACCUCUUGCAAAUUUUUGCCGAACUAGAGAUAACCGUCAACCUCCUAAUCCAAGUCGACAAACUAGUUCAACUUCUUGAAUCCCCGGUUUUCACAUAUCUCCGCCUCCAACUCCUCGAGCCCGAAAAGCACCCAUACCUCUACAAAUGUCUCUACGGCCUCCUCAUGCUCCUCCCACAAUCGUCCGCGUUUGCCCUCUUGAAGAACCGUCUAAACAGUGUGAGCGCAAUAGGAUACUUACACAUCGCCCCGAGAGCAAGUUCCGCCCCGUACGAGCGCCCCACAAGAUUGAAGGGCCGCGGCGACGAGAUCAAGUGGAUUGAACUACUGGAGAAGUUCAAGGCUGUACAGGACAAGGCCAGGAGACAGCAGAUGCACUACAACAAUGUGAAGACCUCGGCGAACCAGGGCUCAAUGGCGAGCAGUGGUGGUGGUGGUGGUGGCGGGGCUACCUCUUCGAUUUUGUCUCCGUCAAGGACAUCCACGCCCACUGGGUCCGCGACGAACGCUGCCGGCACGAACGCGCCUAGGGCGGGACGAGGCGGCGCUGGUGGGGGUAGCGGUGGUGGGGGGGGGUUGGCCAUUGGGCGAUUGGCGUCUGGGAGAAGGGCGAGGAACAAGCCGUGA
This is a messenger RNA of Tuber melanosporum (Perigord truffle), 2523 nucleotides long. RefSeq lists its product as uncharacterized. The transcript is spliced from 11 exons. Lineage: Eukaryota; Fungi; Ascomycota; Pezizomycetes; Pezizales; Tuberaceae. Gene Ontology annotation, biological process: phosphatidylinositol biosynthetic process; positive regulation of kinase activity. Bases 1 to 2523 code for a protein of 840 amino acids. Gene Ontology annotation, cellular component: PAS complex; endosome membrane; fungal-type vacuole membrane. The record is from RefSeq and is a predicted model, not a curated record.